Alexandromys fortis (reed vole) is the source of this 1268-nucleotide messenger RNA. It is a transcript of the gene Calcoco2, whose product is annotated as calcium binding and coiled-coil domain 2. NCBI's taxonomy places the organism in Eukaryota, Metazoa, Chordata, Mammalia, Rodentia, Cricetidae. The coding region runs from base 78 to 1268 and encodes 396 amino acids. The record is from RefSeq and is a predicted model, not a curated record. The transcript is spliced from 9 exons.
AGCUGAGGGAGCAGUGCACCACCUGGCAGAAACUGAGCUCACGCAGGCAGGCAGAGUUAAAGAAGAAGCAGGUACAGAUGCAGUCUCUCUUGCAGGGAAAGGCGGAAGAGAUGGAGCAGCGCACCGGGGAUCUUCUCAGAGAAAUCCAGCACCUGAAGGAGAUGUGCGCCCUCCUCCGCCAGCAGAAGUCAGAAGUGCAGGCAGAGCUGCAGAGGGUACAGGAAAAGGUGGAAGAGACCAAGGAACGCACUAAGAAGCUUCUCCGAGCAAACCAGGACCUGAAAGCCGUUAUAUCGAAGCAGCUGAAACAGAAAACAGACACACAGAACACAGCACAGGCAGAGCUACAGGGCAAGAAGGGAAAGGAGGAAGAGGUGGGGCAGCGCGUUGGGAAGCUUCUCGGAGAAAUCCAGCACCUGAAGAAGAUGUGCGCCCUCCUCUGUCAGCAGAAGUCAGACGCGCAGGCAGAGCAGGCCCAACUUGCUCAACAGAACAAGGAGCUCAUUGUGGAAAACCAAGCAACAUCAAACACCAUGCAACAUCAACGAAGUAAAAUUGGCGAGCUCCUCCAGCGUUUAGCUCUACAACAGAAAAAGGUGCAAGAGCUGGAGCUACGCAUUGAGAAGGUUCUCCGAGAGAACCAGCAGCUGAAGUAUAGGUGCGCCAGCCUCCCUAAGCAGAACUCCGAUGAAGAGUUGCAGAGUGAGCAGCAGAAAGGCUCAUUACGACCUCGACUGUUUUCCGGCAGUGGUGGAAAGGUGCCUGCUGCCCCUGCUAAUCUGGGGAACCAUCGGGGCAGCAGGGGCAAAGAGGCGGAAGCGGAGAUUUUUACAAAUCACUAUGGUGGAAUAUACCGCAAAGGCGUCGGCUUUCCCUGCGGGGAAGCAACGUCUCGCGGGAUCUCGGUGGUCCUUGGGCCCUCGGACUGGACUACAAACCCCAACAUGCAACGCGCUCCUAGGUCCGAGCCACCGAAUGAAAGCGCAGAGCCCGUGUCACGUGUUGUAGAACCUCCAAAUCUCAUCGACUCUAUGGUGGAGCAUUUCGGAGUUCGACCAAUCCUAACACCGACCUCGGAAAAAGAACCCGCCUUUAUCCGCAAGGAGGCGGGAAUCGCCACGAAGCUCCUGUGGAGAGAGAGGAUGAAGCUGAAAAUGACCAAUAAGAAAGAAGGAGUUGAUGACAUCAACCAAUUGGAACGCGGGAAGAUAACGGCCAAUGGGAGUGGAGGGACCCCGGGACACGUGGGUGGGGGAGCCGAGCGCUGA